Messenger RNA from Lactuca virosa, 297 nucleotides. NCBI's taxonomy places the organism in Eukaryota, Viridiplantae, Streptophyta, Magnoliopsida, Asterales, Asteraceae. The record is from the annotation of a GenBank genome assembly.
AUGGAAGGCGAUGGAUCAUGGAGGGCAGCUUCCUCAUUAGAGGAGGAGUGUACGGUACUUGAUGACUCAGUCGAUACCCCGAAGGACGGUGAUGAUACGGAGCCUGAUUAUACUCCAGCUAAGCACCCUUCAGAGCCUGCCCUUUCACCAGACUACAUACCGGCUGGGCUAGAGCUUCUCAGCUCUGAGUACGAUCCCAACGAGGACGAGGAGGACACCACCACCUCAUCAGAGACCUCACCACCCUCCCCACUCCUACACAUCAGUUUUACAAGAUACCUACAGGUACUCGGGUGA